AUGCAGCAAGCAGGAGGCCUCACGGCCGACCUAAAGGACCAGAAACACCCUGGCAUUGCAGAUUUGAUCCAGCAAGGCGAAAAUGUGGAAGUAGCCGAGCUCGACAAGUCUGGAAAUGUUCAACGUCGAUGGCUACACCGUCAGGACAACCAGCUCGAUCCCAAAAACCAACCAAAAGGCAUAUUUCACAGCUCUAUCCGAGAAUGGAAACGCGUCCUCUCAGAUGCCUUUCUCCCCGUCGGAUUCCCUCACUCCGUCUCCAGUGACUACCUCGCCUACCAAACCUACGACUCACUCCAGGCAUUCUUCUCAACAAUCACAGCCCUGCUGGCCAACCGCGCUCUCCUCCAAGGCCUGGGCGUAGGCGACGCCGGCUCCUCCGCCACGUUCGCCAUGCUCAUCACCAUCUUCAAAGACGCGACGUCUCGCAUCGCCACCAUCGUGUUCGCGCACCGCUUCGGCCUGCGCAUCGAGCCGGACGCCAAGAAAUUCCGCUUCCUCGCUGAUAUUUUCAACGACUCAGCUUUCUUUCUUGAGCUGUACAGCCCUUACUUUGGGGACUAUGGCAAGAUCCUCGCCCUUUCGGUUGGCCAGGCGCUGAGGGCGCUGUGUGGAGUGGCCGCUGGCGCGAGUAAAGCUGCUUUGAGCGUGCAUUUUGCCAAGCAUGAUAAUUUGGCGGAGUUGAAUGCGAAGGAGGCUAGUCAGGAGACGGCCGUUGGACUGAUCGGCCUUCUUGUCGGCACGCUUGUGGUAAAGGUGGUGGAGGACCAUCGGAGUGUCGUUUAUUUGAUGGUGACUCUGGUGUUUGUGCAUCUGUGGAUGAACUAUCUUGGCGUGAGGAGUGUUUGUAUGACAACGCUUAAUCGUCAACGGGCUACCAUUUUGUUCCGGGAGUACAUGAGGACGGGUAAGGUGCUUUCUCCGGAGGGGGUGGCAGCUAGUGAAAGCAUUAUCCUUUGGCGGCCCGUUGUGGAUAAUGAGAAUGGCGAACUGGUUUGCAAGAUUGAAUUUGCGGAAAGUUACCAGAAUGCUGUUGAGGGUUCUACUACGAGUAGUGUCAGGGUCGUGGAUGGAGAAAUGCACACUUCUUUUAUUAGUGAGUCCCAUGGCGGCCGUAUGGGAAACAUUAAGAUUCUGCUUUGGUUUGGGUGCGAGCCUAGACAUGCUGUUUUGGGGUGGUUCAAAGCCAUGGAAGCCGCUUGGUCCAUGGACAAGGAAAAUUACAAGACCAAAGAUACUUCAGCAAAGAGACAUGCGGAUGACAAGGAACUUUGGGGGGCUCUGGGCCAACUUGGUUGGGAUUUGGACACGCAGGCGUUUGAGACGGCGGCACCGAUUCGUCUGCGAGUUCAGUCGACCAGCCGAAAAGACCAGUGA
Messenger RNA from Pochonia chlamydosporia 170, 1377 nucleotides. RefSeq lists its product as hypothetical. NCBI's taxonomy places the organism in Eukaryota, Fungi, Ascomycota, Sordariomycetes, Hypocreales, Clavicipitaceae. The transcript is spliced from 2 exons. Bases 1 to 1377 code for a protein of 458 amino acids. The record is from RefSeq and is a predicted model, not a curated record.